CCUCCUCCUCCUCCUCGGAAACGGGAUGUGAUGUAAAAUCUUAGAAACUUUUUGUCCCUCGCUGAGCAGAACUUUGUCCAACGACGCUUCCAGCUUUUCCAGCCUCAGAGGACGCACGCAGAGCCGGUCCCGGAGCGCAGCAGGCGCCGCUCUCCUGCGCCAUGAUCCCGUGAGCCGCUCCGCGCACGGACACGCACGCGCGGCCCGAAGCCGAGCCGAGCCGAGCGGGCCACACUGGUCCGAGGCUCGCAGCUGGAUCCGGAGGAUAACUGCGGCCCGAGAUGUAGCGUACACGUCAGUCAGACCUGUGGACCAUCAUGCUCCUCUUCCUGCUGCUGACCCUUCAAACUUCAGCAGCUGUCGGACAGAUCGACCCAGGACACUGCCGCUUCCCUUUGGGCUUGGAGGAUGGACGGGUCAAAGAUGAAGACAUCUCAGCCUCCAGUAAAUGGUACCAGACCACAGGCCCACAGUUUGCCAGGCUAAACCGCGAGGACGGAGACGGAGCCUGGUGCCCUGAAGGACAGCUAGAGCGCUCGGACAGUCAGUACCUGCAGGUGGACCUGAAAGUGCUCACCUUCCUGACGCUGGUUGGGACUCAGGGCCGAUAUGCCAGAGGCCUGGGGAAGGAGUUCGCCCGGGCGUACCGCCUGAGCUACAGCAGAGACGGGGAGACGUGGAAGCCGUGGAAAAACCGUCAGGGAAACGCGGUUAUAGAGGGAAACAAAAACACCUAUGCCAUCGUCUACAAAGAGCUUCACCCCUCCAUCAUCGCCCGCUAUGUGCGCCUCAUCCCCGUCACGGAGCACUCCUCCACUGUCUGCAUGAGGGUGGAGCUGUACGGCUGUCCCUGGCAUGACGGACUGAUUUCGUACAGCGCCCCUGAAGGUCAGCUCAUGAUGCCCCCCGCUUAUCCCCCCGCCAGCCUGAAUGACUCUAUUUAUGAUGGAACCCAUGAAAGAAGGAAGCUGUUCGGGGGGCUUGGCCAGCUGACGGACGGCGUGGUUGGCCAGGACGACUUCCUGUUGACCCACGAGAAGCAGGUGUGGUCCGGCUACGACUACCUGGGCUGGAGGAACGACUCACUGGGAACUCAGGGAUACGUGGAGAUGGAGUUCGUGUUCGACAGGCAGAGGAACUUCACCUCCAUGAAGGUUCACAGUAACAACUUGUUCACGCGUGGUGUGAAGAUCUUCUCCUCCGUUUCCUGUUGGUUUAAGCCCCGCCUCAUUGCAAACUGGGAGCUGGAGGCGGUGACGUUUAGGACGGUGCUGGACGACAGGAACCCCAGCGCCCGCUAUGUCACCGUGCCGCUGUACCAGCGUACGGCUAAAGCCCUUCGCUGCCGCUUCUACUUCGCCGAUGUGUGGAUGAUGUUCAGCGAGGUCUCCUUCCAGUCUGCAAAGGACAUCAUUAUUGUGACGCAGACGACGACAGUGGGAACGUUGUCUACGAAAGGGGAUCAGCCCAACAGAACUUCUGAUCACAACAGCAGCACUGCUGAACCACACACAGCAGCUGCUCCCUCAGCCAAUGACACAACAGAGGGGACAAACACUCCCAUUCUGAUUGGAUGCCUGGUGACCAUCAUCCUCCUGUUGGUCGUCAUCAUCUUCCUCAUCCUGUGGUGCCAGUGUGUCUGCAAAGUGUUGGAGAAGGCUCCACGCCAGAUCUUGGAUGAAGAGGUGACGAUCCGGCUGUCGUCCUGCAGCGACACUAUCAUCAUGCAGACCCCACCUGUGCCCCCCCGUGCUGGACACGCCCCCACAGGCCCGGCCAGCACCGAUCCACACUAUGAGAGGGUGUUUCUGUUGAACCCAGCGUACCAGAACCCGUCCAUGCUGAGAAACAAGCUUCCAGAGCUGCCGCAGAGCGCCGAGGCGUCAGCUUGUGGGGGGGGUUACGCAGAGCCGGACGUCACACAGUGCACCCCACACCAGAGUUUCCAUAGCAACGCGCCCCACUACGCGGAGACCGACAUCAUCCGGCUGCAGGGCGUCACGGGCAGCAACAUGUACGCCGUCCCCGCCCUCACCGUGGACUCCCUCACCAGGAAGGACAUCUCUGCCGCCGAGUUUCCGCGGCAACAGCUGAUCUUCAGGGAGAAGCUCGGGGAGGGGCAGUUUGGAGAGGUGCAUUUGUGCGAGGCUGAGGGGCUUCCAGAAUUCCUGGGGGAGGGGUCGCCCCUCCCUGACAGAGACGGCCGGCCAGUGCUCGUGGCGGUGAAACAGCUGAGGGCCGACGCCACCCUUCAGGCCCGGAACGACUUCUUGAAGGAGAUCAAGAUCAUGUCUCGGCUGGACGACCCCAACAUCAUCCGGCUGCUGUGCGUGUGCGUGUCGUCCGACCCGCUGUGCAUGGUGACGGAGUACAUGGAGAACGGAGACCUCAACAUGUUCCUGUCGCAGCGCGAGAUCGAGAGCACGCUGACACACGCCAACAGCAUCCCCUCGGUCAGCCUGUCCGACCUCCUCCACAUGGCGGUGCAGAUCUCAUCGGGGAUGAAGUAUCUGGCAUCUCUGAACUUUGUGCACCGCGACCUGGCCACCAGGAACUGCUUGGUGGACCGCCGCCUCACCAUCAAGAUCGCCGACUUUGGGAUGAGCAGGAACCUGUACAGCAGCGACUACUACCGCAUCCAGGGCCGAGCGGUGCUGCCCAUCCGAUGGAUGGCCUGGGAGAGCAUCCUGCUGGGCAAGUUCACCACAGCGAGUGACGUGUGGGCGUUUGGGGUCACCCUGUGGGAGAUCUUCACUCUGUGUAAGGAGCAGCCCUACAGCCUGCUGUCCGACGAACAGGUCAUAGAGAACACUGGCGAGUUCUUCAGGAACCAGGGCAGACAGAUCUUCCUCUACAGCCCCCCCCUCUGCCCCCCCUCUCUCUUCGACCUGAUGAUGCGUUGUUGGAGUCGUAACAUCACAGACCGGCCGGCCUUCGAUGGAAUCCACCAAUCCCUGAGGCGCCACGUCAGAGAGUGAGCGGGGUUCACCGGAGGUCCUGGUCGGACUUUGUGAAAGGGCGGGGUCACGCCUGCGCCGCCUCCCACUGUGCCGUGGCCUUUGAGACUCCCCUCAGAGACAAGAGGGAGACGGAGGAGCCUGGCAGAGCUCUGGAUUUGCUGACUGAAGGCCUCCACGUCGUCCUCUGACCGUUCUUAACAGUUACACGUCUCCUUUAGAUUUGGUUGCUGGCUGGACGUAGGCGUCGGCCUUUCUCGUCUCUCCUGUGGUUCCUGUUUUCGUUGUAAAGCACUGUGUCCAUGUCUCACGUACUCGAGUUAGUUUAUUACCCCACACUGGAGUUAGGGUCAAAAUGUAGUUAGGCUUUGAGUUUUAAAUGACUAUUUUAUUUUUCUUGUUUAUUGAGAUGUUGCUAUGGAGAUGAAUGACAUCAGAAACAGAAGAUGGACGUUUGUUUCAUUUUGUUCCCAAUUUGAAUCCGUUUCUGAUCAUCUUCACGACGGGGAGCCCGAGUGUCAUGGCCGACGGAACAGGCACAUCUGUGGGCAGCAAUGGAAACAGUCGGGAGAACAAAGUCGCUGCCGUGUCACUCAAACCAGCUACACUUAAAUGAUGAGGCUGCAGAAGAAAACAUUUGAUCAGCUAUCAUCAGAUCAGCUGUUCUUCCCCAAAUCUCUCACCAAAGUAAACCAAAAGAAGCUGCAUCCAUCUCAGUGAACGCGUCCUUCUGCCUCGUUUCAGUUCUUCGAGCUUCAAUCCUCGUUGGAACAUCAAGAAUCAGACGGAAACUGGACAGAACGUGAGCGUUUUUCAGUGUUUUAGCUGUUUCAGAAGUGUGCUGUUGCCUGUACUGUAUCUGACACUUCUGUGGGUGUGAGUGCACGUGUGAGUGCACGUGUGAGUGCACGUGUCAGGCUAACUGGUGUUGCCAACAUUCCACUGGGAGUUUGUUGGACUCGUGGUUGACCAGACUUUCUCUGUUCUGAUUGAUUUUUUUAAAAGAAGCUGAAAGGGGAAGUGAUGAGGGAACCACUAAACUCAAUCUCCCAGAGUUCCUUGCUGCAGUGAGCCUGUGGAUUGUGUGCUGUUUGGAAACUUCUGCAGUGUACAGUAAAGUCACCUGUAUUUUUGUGGUGUGAAUGCAGAUUUAUGUGGUUUUGUGAUGAAUAAUUAUCAGUCAGAAUAUUUGGUCGAUUCUGUUUUGACUUGUUUCUGUUCUGGGGGGUUUGGGGGCUUUUUCUGUCUGAUUUUCUCUCCCGUUCUUCAUCGUUCCUCUUCGCCUUUUAUCAGCCUUCCUUCUGGCUUGUAGCUGUGGAUCAUGGAGAAUGAGCUGUUCAAGUCUGUUUGCUUGUUUUUAAAUAAACAUUUUUUGUCAAAA
Oryzias melastigma (Indian medaka) is the source of this 4338-nucleotide messenger RNA. It is a transcript of the gene ddr2l, whose product is annotated as discoidin domain receptor family, member 2, like. Gene Ontology annotation, cellular component: signaling receptor complex; membrane. The record is from RefSeq and is a predicted model, not a curated record. Gene Ontology annotation, molecular function: ATP binding; protein tyrosine kinase collagen receptor activity; collagen binding. Bases 318 to 2978 code for a protein of 886 amino acids. Lineage: Eukaryota; Metazoa; Chordata; Actinopteri; Beloniformes; Adrianichthyidae. Gene Ontology annotation, biological process: protein phosphorylation; positive regulation of kinase activity; cell surface receptor protein tyrosine kinase signaling pathway. The transcript has 19 exons.